Symsagittifera roscoffensis is the source of this 1219-nucleotide messenger RNA. RefSeq lists its product as uncharacterized. The record is from RefSeq and is a predicted model, not a curated record. Lineage: Eukaryota; Metazoa; Xenacoelomorpha; Acoela; Convolutidae. The coding region runs from base 159 to 761 and encodes 200 amino acids. The transcript has 3 exons.
AAAAACCGUUUAUUACAAAGCUGCGUUUUGGCAGUGACCAUUUUUUAAUAAAUGUUUUACCUUCGAAACGAAGCUAUAUACCUUUGCAACGUUACAAAAUAAGCAAUAAAUUGAGCUUUUUUCAGCAUGUUUUUGAAUUAAAAGAUUAUUUGUUAAACAUGUUUCCCCGAAACUUCCAAGGCUCGGAAAAGCCGAAAGACACUUUUCGGUUACCACCCCGCCAAAGUCUUUCCUUUUUUGGAAAGAUAUUUGUAGCUGCGUUACUUGCGAUGGUUCUCUUAUCAAUAGUGUUCGCAGUGUGUGGCCAUGGAAGAUGGGUGGAGGGGGACUUCGGCUACUCUGCUCUGUGGCGAGAGUGUGUGAGUGUGUUCAGUGAGUUCUACGGAAGAGUCAUCGUCAGCGACUGCUACGACCUCACUCAGUCUUCAAACGAGACUGGUUACAACACAGCCCGGAUGUUUCUCAUCUUCUCCCACUUUUUCGCCGCCUUCCUCUUCAUCCUUCUCGGCCUCAAUGUCACUCAGCUUCACGACACUCCUCGGAAUGAUGCCAUUAAAAUCCUAUUGGCAACUGGACAGUGGGGUUUCAACCUAUUGGCUGCUUCUAUGAUUACGUCAUACAAAGGCAACCAAUCAAGUUUGAAGAGUGGGUCUUGGGCUUACGGAUGUGUUCUGACUUGGUUUUCCUGGUGUAUUUCUUGCGUUAUAUUGGCGCUCGUUGUGCUGUUUCUGGUCCUAUCAUCAAAGUUCAGAAAAAACUAAACUUUUCCUGUGGCAGCUAUUUAAAAUUAACUAAAUAUAUUUCGGAGUGCUGUCUGUAAUUAGACAACAGCGUUUUUCAUACUAAGUAGACAAACAAUUACUGUAUUAACUAAUAAGAAUGGAGAUAAGAAAGCAAACGUACCGAAUAAUUAAUUAACAAUUGUUCUUGGGUACGUUUGUUUGUGAAGAUUUGAGUUUUCAGAUUUCCCAGAGAAACGAAAAUUCAACCUUUUAUUCCAGUUUUCUGAAAUUGAAUUAGUUUUUAUCAAAAACGUGUCUGUCAUAAAUUGUUUGUGAUAUUGAGCUAAUGGGUCAAAUAUUUUUUUGAUAUACGAAAGUUGAAGUUUUCAAAAAAAAACUGUUUCCUAGCAGGCAUUGGCUCUUCUAUCUUCCAACUGGUUGUUGACCAUGGUUACAUAGCAUUAUUUAGACAACCGCGUAUUCAUACUCGGCAUUAA